Messenger RNA from Aquila chrysaetos chrysaetos, 4027 nucleotides. Its product is annotated as protocadherin beta-15-like. The transcript is spliced from 2 exons. NCBI's taxonomy places the organism in Eukaryota, Metazoa, Chordata, Aves, Accipitriformes, Accipitridae. The coding region runs from base 726 to 3293 and encodes 855 amino acids. Gene Ontology annotation, biological process: homophilic cell-cell adhesion. Gene Ontology annotation, cellular component: plasma membrane. Gene Ontology annotation, molecular function: calcium ion binding. The record is from RefSeq and is a predicted model, not a curated record.
ACCGUUCAAGUUGUGUGAAAUUCGGGCGAGGUGCGGUACACAAUGUGAAGAAAACAACAUUAAGAUGAUGUGUCCUAGAAUAACAUUAUCAUUCUAGUGUGAUGGUGAACUAGGGUGAUGGUGAAGCACUUGCUUUCGGGACCUUCCCCUGGCACCAGCUCUCAUAUUCAGUAGCGGUGCUUCUCUGACCCGCCCCACUUCUAACUGUCCUGUGCUUGUUAACAAGUAGAGAAGAGAAGGAAAAUCCCGCAAUGCAUCCUGUGGAAGCGGCAGAUCUUGCACUGCCUACACAAAACGGAGGAAACCCAAAAACUGCGUAUGAAGAGUUCGGGGUUGCGAGUUGGGAAGUGAUACCCAGAGCAGCGCAAGGUAUGCGGGGAGGGAGCCUGCUUCCAAACGAAGAGAGCAUUUAGACUGCGGUUUUCGGCUUCGGUUUGGCACAGAGAGUGCAGAUUCAAGCAGCAAACUCCAAACCAGCAGCGCUGUCCCGAAUGAGAGGGCAGAGGAAAUAUUCCCCCUUGCGACGCUGGGUGGGGGUGUUGGCCACGGACCGGCAGGUUCCAAUGCCCGCACCCGGUUUGCAGGCACAGGGAGACAAAAAAAAAAGCCUUGUGAGCUGCUCGGGAAGGGCGGCGGGGCGCGGGGUCGGGGUGCUCGGGGGCUUUCAGACCCCCUUAGCCCGGGAUUCCUGACAAACACCGCUCUGCCUCGGACGCUGCUUAAAAAUGCUGGGAACCACGGAGGACGGUGGAUGGCUUUUCUGGAGAGUAAUGGCUUGUGUGAGACCGAGCAGAGGCAGCAAGAGGCAAGUGAUCUUGUUUAUUCUGUGCGUUUGUGUGUGUCAGAACGGGGCUGAAACCCUCCGCUAUUCUCUGGCGGAGGAAAUGGAGAGGGACUCCUUUGUCUCCAAUAUUGCAAACGACCUGGGCGUUGCUCCGAGCCAGCUCGCAGCUCGUAAGGCCCGCAUUGUGUCCGAGGGGAACGAGCAGCUUUUCCGCCUCAAUCAAAACACCGGAGUCCUGACUGUAAAGGAGUCGCUGGACCGAGAGGAGAUCUGUCCGCAGAGUGAUACCUGCACACUCUUCUUUAAGAUAUUCUUUGAAAAUCCAUUGCAGCUGAUCCGAGGGGAGGUGGAGGUUCGUGACGUGAAUGACAACUCCCCCGUGUUCCCAGAGAAGGAGAUGGUUUUAGAGAUUCUGGAAACGGCACCUCCUGGGUCCCGUUUUCCUCUGGAAAGUGCCCAGGACAAGGACGUGGGCAGUAACAGUUUGCAGAACUACAGCCUUGGAGCCAACUCGCAUUUCUCCCUCGAUCUCAGAACAAAGAAAGGUGGAGCAAAAUAUGCAGAGCUCAUCCUAGAGCAGCAGCUGGACCGUGAAGAGCAGCCGGAGCUGAAUUUGUUCCUCAUUGCCACCGACGGGGGCUCACCACCCAGGUCGGGUACGGCUCAGGUCCGGAUCGUGGUCAUGGAUGCCAAUGACAACACCCCAGUCUUUGGUCGGGAGAUCUACGAGGUGCGCCUGGCUGAGAACAGCCCCCGGGAGCAGCUGGUGGUCAGAGUUGCGGCUGUGGAUCCUGACGAAGGGUCCAACGGGAAAGUGCGGUACACCUUCACCCAGACAUCAGAGAGGUCCCGGCAGCUGUUCAAGCUGAACCCUGCCAGUGGGGAGAUACGGGUUGUGGGCAACCUGGACUUUGAGGAAGCAAAAAGCCAUGAGAUGAUGGUGAAAGCCACCGACAGCGGGGGGCUGUCUGCACAUUGCAAAGUGCAGGUGGAGGUCCUGGACGUGAAUGACAAUGCCCCGGAGAUAGUGCUCACCUCCCUCACUGCCUCCAUUCCCGAGGACGCCCAGCCCCGCACUGUGGUGGCCCUGUUCAGUGUGCGGGACCGGGACUCUGGGGACAACGGCAGGAUGGAGUGCUCGAUCGACAGGGACUUGCCCUUCAGUCUUAGCCCCACUUUCGAUAAUUACUAUGAGCUGAGGACUAAUGUGGCGCUGGACAGGGAGAGGAUGGCAGAGUACAACAUCACCAUCACAGCCAUGGACUGGGGCACAACGCGGCUCAGCUCUCAGGAAAGCAUCUUUGUGCAGGUAUCAGACGUGAAUGACAAUCCCCCACAGUUCACUCAGGAGGUUUACACCAUGUCGGUCACAGAGAACAACAGCCCCAUGCUGCGGAUUGGCAGUGUGAACGCCACGGACACUGACGCAGGGAAAAACGCCCACGUAAACUACACGCUGGUGAGGCAGGAGGGCAAGGAGCAGCCCGACGUGUCGGUCAACUCUGAAAGCGGGGAUGUUUACAUCCUCCACCCGCUGGACUAUGAGGAGGUGCGUGCCUUCGAGGUGGAGGUGCGUGCUGCUGACGGUGGCUCGCCGCCACUCAGCACACGGGCGGUGCUACGCGUGGUGGUGCGGGAUGAGAACGACAAUGCACCCGUCGUGCUGCACCCGCCCCCUGACAGCAGCGCGGUGGCAGGCGAGUUGGUGCCACGCUGGGCGCGUGUGGGCUACCUGGUGGCCAAGGUAGUGGCGGUGGACGCAGAUGCAGGGCAGAAUGCGUGGCUGUCAUAUGAGUUGGCCAAGGUGACGGAGCCAGGGCUGUUCCACGUGGGGCUGCACAGUGGCGAGGUGCGGACAGUGCGGGCCAUGGCAGAGCGUGACGCGCCCCGGCAGAGGCUUGUUGUGCUGGUGCGAGACCAUGGGCAGCCGCCGCGCUCCACCACCACCACCCUCAGCAUUGCACUGGUGGACGGCUUCUCCGACGCCCAUUUGCGGUUGAGCGAGGAGGCAUCGGCUGCUGAUCCCGAUGGGCUGCUCACCCUGUACCUCAUUGCCUGCCUGGCCUGCAUUUCAGCAGUGUUCCUGGCCACUGCGGUGGCCGUCGUGGUGGUGAAGGUGUGGCGGGCCAGGCGGAGUGAGGCGGAGACCUUGCCCAAUUUCCCGAAGGCUGCCACGGAGAGCACCCCAGGCUCCCUGCCCCGCAGCUACAUGUACGAUGUUUGCUUCACCGCUGGGACCAUCAACAGGCAGAGCUCCCCCCUCCGAAGACAUGGGUCUCAGACCUGCGGAAGCAGCUUGCACUGCAAACAUGGGGAUGGAGCUAAAUGUCAAUUCUCAUCAAAACCCUUGGCUCACUCCCCAGUAAGUGAGGAGAAAGAUAAGCAUGUCUGUCCUCACUGGCUAACAUCCUCACAGGGAAAAGAGAAUGAAAAGACAAAACACCCACCAAAAAAUUACCAGGGAGGUACAAGGCUUCUCUGUGAGAGAGCAAAACCACUGUCCUCUUGAGCCAUACUUUAUUCAUGUAGCUAUUUUGUAAUUGUGAUGUGGAUGGAGGAGGAGCACUGUGUUGCAUGUUGAUUACACUGAGACUUGAUGUAUGAUUGUGAGUGCUACUGUUUCUGAAUCUUAAGGGAAAUACUGAAAACCGGAAGCAGAUCUUCAAGAUAACUUUUUCCUACAUCACCUUUUCUGUGGUUUUUUUUUGGGGGGGGUGGUGGUGGUUGGUUUUUUUCUUAUGGAGAGGGCUCUGUAAUAAUGUCUUAAUUUUCUGCAGCCCAUUCAAUACCAGGCCAAACAGAUAUUAAGCAAAAUGAAGUCGUUCCUGCAAAGUAAUUCCUUAAUAACAAGCAGAAGCUGAUUACAUUAGAAAUGGCUGACACUGGCACAUUUCACAUAUUUGACCGGGAAUUUACAGGUUCUCCAUACUGUAAAGAGUGGGCUUUGAGAAAUGUAUUAUUAUUUUUUUUCAUAACACAAAGUUGAAAUGAACGUUUCGAGAUUUUUUGAGUGUAAGGUCAUAGACAAUUAAAAGUACUCUUUGUGGUUUUACAGUAAAAUAGGCUAAAACUUUUACAAUAAACUUAAGGCACUGUAGAAGAUAGCGUGUCAAGAAGCUUUCUGUUUUCUUUUAUUUUCAUUAUUCGGUAAUCUAUAAAGUAAUGUGAUAUUUCUUGUCGCUCACACAUUUUUAAGAGUCAAACACCUCAUGACAGAAAACAAUAAAACCUCCUUGGAACUCC